Acomys russatus (golden spiny mouse) is the source of this 2582-nucleotide messenger RNA. RefSeq names its product NALCN channel auxiliary factor 1 (gene Nalf1). Gene Ontology annotation, molecular function: stretch-activated, monoatomic cation-selective, calcium channel activity. Bases 603 to 2039 code for a protein of 478 amino acids. The transcript has 3 exons. Gene Ontology annotation, cellular component: plasma membrane. Gene Ontology annotation, biological process: calcium ion import across plasma membrane. NCBI's taxonomy places the organism in Eukaryota, Metazoa, Chordata, Mammalia, Rodentia, Muridae. The record is from RefSeq and is a predicted model, not a curated record.
AUCAGCGACGGAGAGGAAGGAGGAGGAAGAGGAGGAGAAGAGGAGGAGGAGAGGAGGAGGAGGAGGGGAGGCGCUCCGGUCGCCGUCAGUGGGCAGCGGAGACACGGCAUGCCCCUGGCAGGGGAGAGCGGGCUGUCCUCAGCUGGGCCAUGGGGACCCAAGCACUGACAAUGCCGGGGUGACAGGAGCAGCGCCAGCCACCCCGCCACCUCCACCACCAUCACCUCCCGCACUCAGCCUCCCCACCGGCCAGCACAGCACCAGCCUCCGCGUCUCUCUCUCUCUCUCUCUCUCUCUCUCUCUCUCUCUCUCUCUCUCUCUCUCUCUCUCUUAUUGUCUCCCACUCUCCAGGGGAUGGGGUCGGCUGAUGAUUAGGUCGGAAGCAAGAUUUUCCUCCAAAGUAUGGUAAUAUUUAUGUAGGGAGAGAGAGAGAGAGAGAGAGAGAGAGAGAGAGAGAGAGAGAGAGAGAGAGAGAGAGAGAGAGAGAAAGAAACGGGAGGAGGGGAUACGGAAAUUAAACCCUUUAAGUCAAUGCAUAUUGUGGUGACACAGGCACAGGAGCCCUCACGGUGGAGUCGGCCAGGGCUGUGCGUUCCCAAAAUAUGACCAGGGGUGCUUGGAUGUGUCGGCAGUAUGACGACGGCUUAAAAAUCUGGUUGGCAGCACCCCGGGAGAACGAGAAACCGUUCAUCGAUUCAGAGCGGGCUCAGAAAUGGCGACUGUCUCUGGCUUCUCUCCUGUUUUUCACAGUCCUGCUCUCUGAUCACUUGUGGUUCUGCGCCGAGGCCAAGCUGACCCGGACCCGGGACAAAGAGCAUCACCAACAGCAGCAUCACCAACAGCAGCAGCAGCAGCAGCAGCAACAGCAGCAGCAGCAACAGCAGCAGCAGCGGCAGCAGCAGCGGCAGCGGCAGCAGCAGCAGCAGAGGCAGCGGCAGCAGGAGCCCUCCUGGCCCGCGCUCCUAGCCAGCAUGGGGGAGUCCUCGCCCGCCGCCCAGGCACAGAGACUCCUCUCCGCCUCCUCGUCCCCCACCCUGCCCCCCUCCCCGGGAGGCGGCGGUGGCGGUGGCGGCGGCAGCGGCAGCAGCAGCAAGGGCAACCGAGGCAAGAACAACCGGAGCAGGGCUCUUUUUCUAGGAAACUCUGCCAAGCCGGUGUGGCGCCUGGAGACUUGUUACCCCCAGGGCGCCUCCUCCGGCCAGUGCUUCACGGUGGAGAGCGCAGAAGCGGUGUGCGCCAGGAACUGGAGUCAGGGGGCGGCCGCGGGGGAGGAGCAGUCGCCCAGGGGCUCUCGGACAACUCCGUUGUGGAACUUGUCGGAUUUUUACCUUUCGUUUUGUAAUUCCUACACACUUUGGGAGUUGUUUUCGGGGCUGUCCAGUCCCAGCACUUUGAACUGCAGUCUGGACGUGGUGCUCACGGAGGGCGGUGAGAUGACCACGUGUAGACAGUGCGUCGAGGCUUACCAGGACUAUGACCACCACGCUCAGGAGAAGUACGAAGAGUUUGAAAGCGUCCUGCACAAGUACUUACAGUCGGACGAGUACUCGGUGAAGUCGUGUCCAGAGGACUGCAAGAUUGUCUACAAAGCCUGGCUCUGCUCCCAGUACUUUGAAGUCACGCAGUUUAACUGCAGAAAGACAAUUCCUUGCAAGCAAUAUUGUUUGGAGGUGCAGACGAGGUGUCCGUUCAUAUUGCCCGACAAUGACGAAGUCAUUUACGGAGGCCUCUCCAGCUUCAUCUGCACAGGGCUCUACGAAACCUUCCUAACCAAUGAUGAACCUGAAUGCUGUGACGUCAGGAGCGAGGAGCAAUCCGCACCCCGACCCAAAGGGACCGUGGAAAAAAGAGACUCCUGUCCCAGGACGUCGCUCACGGUGUCCUCGGCCACGAGACUGUGCCCCGGCCGGCUGAAGCUGUGUGUCCUCGUCCUCAUCCUCCUUCACACAGUGCUCACGGCCUCCGCGGCGCAGAACUCCACCGGGCUGGGCCUGGGCGGCCUCCCCACGCUCGAGGACAACUCCACCCGGGAGGACUGAGCGCAUCCGGGGAGCGCGUGCGCGCAGCGCCGGGCCGGGCAGGUGCACGCGCGCGCACGUGUUGUGUGCAGAGCAGCAACGACCCCACCCGGGGGUACUCAACUGCUGCUGCCCGCCCGGGAACUGAACCCACCCGGGUGCUUUACCCUCGGACUCCCGCAAGGCCUGUGGGUAACAUUCAACAAGAUGGGCCCGAUUCCCAACAAGGACACAGCCGCAGCUUUUUUCCGACUUAAGAGGCUGCAAGUGACUCAGUUUCUCACACCAUUUUAUACACUGUGUUUUAACGUUUCGAGGUUUUCUUUGCUUUCGGUUCGGUUUGGGUUCGUUUUCCGUUUAUUUUGUUUUAUUUUGUUUUGUUUUUCUGCCCUUGUUAAUGCAGGAUUUCUUUGAGGGUAAACUAAGUCUCUCCAUUGUCUGUCUAUUUCUAGUCAUUGUGUGUCCAUCACAUACUUCUGUCUAUGUCCUGUCAGUUUCCAAUAGAGGAAUGACCGCUAUAACCUCACGGUGUAGCAAAAAAAGAAAAACAACAAAAAAAGUAUA